UUAGUUAAAGUGUGAAUAUCACCGCGAGAUGACGUAUAUGUAGUGGUAAUUUUCGCAUAAUAUUUAAAAUCGCCUAAAUGGUUCAUUACCUCGAAAAAUUCGCGCAAACGACAUCGAUUAUUUUUUAUUAUUUAUCUUACAAUUUAGUGUUACCAGUGCCACUGACAUGAAGUCUACAAAUAAAUCUGUGCAAUAUUUCGUGGCUCUAGCAGUUUCCUUGGCAGCGGUUUCUGCGGGGGUUACCCUGACAUGGACCACCACGGUGAUACCCAAGUUCCAUGACAACCAGACAGACUUCACACUAUCAGACUCAGAGAUAUCGUGGAUCGCGUCUAUAUCGUCCCCGGGGUUCGUGGUGGGCAGCCUGGCGAGCCGCUUCGUCUCCGACAGGCUGGGCCGGCGCGCCACACUGCAGGCCAGCGCGCUGCCUAUGGCCGUGGGCACGAUAAUAAUAAUUAGUACGGCAAACGUGUGGCUUCUCUGUACUUCGAAGUUUUUGUGGGGUGUCGGAGCCGGCAUGAGCGGGACUGUGUCAGCGAUAUAUUUAGCAGAAAUAGCUGACAAGGAGAUCAGGGGUUCCCUGUCGGUGCUCAGUCGGUUCAUGCUAAACUUCGGCAGCUUCCUGACGCUGCUCAUCGGCCCCUUCGUCUCCUACUACAACCUGAACUACAUGAUACUGAGCCUGCCCAUCUGUUACUUGAUCACGUGCUCCCUCGUGCCAGAAUCACCAUAUUUUUAUUUGAAAGAGGGAAAAGUGGGUGAUGCGAGGAAAUCCCUCAUUAGGUUGAGAGGGAAUAAAGGCGAAAAAGCAGUGGAAGAUGAUUUAACGGCGAUGCGCUCCGACGUGACGAAGGAAAUGCGGCAUUCUGGAUCUGUGAAGGGAUUCUUCACCGGUAAACAAUACCGGAAAGCUUUGACCAUCGGUGUCGGAUUGAAAAUGGGCCAAGUCAUGAGCGGCACCAUCGUGAUACAGCAUUACCUGGGCCGCAUCAUACAGGACAGCCGCUACUCCAUAGACUUAGCGACAGUUUUCAUUGUUUUUGGAGCACUUAGGUUUCUCGUAGGUGUAAUGUCUUCAGUAUUAGCGGAUAGAGUGGGGCGUCGUCCGCUUCUCAUAGUCUCCUUCUUCGGCACCGGCCUCUCCCUGACCCUCGUCGCUGUCUACUUCUUCUGUCAAGAGAUUCUCGCUUUCGACCAAGACCACCUCAGUUCCUACGCGGUCACAGUCUUCAUAGGAAUUGUACUCUCCAGUGUGAUCUCCACCUUAGGAUAUUCCUCUAUAAGUUACGCCAUCCUAGGAGAAAUAUUUCCAUUAAACGUUAAGUCUUUAGCCAUGACCAGUUUAAACAUAUUUGGAGGGUCAAUCAACUUUCUGACGACCAAAUCGUAUCAACAAUUGAAGGAUGUGUCGGGCUGUUUCGGAGUCUUUUGCUUUUUUAGUUCAGUGUCCUUCGUUUUUGCCGUUUUCUCGUACUUCGUUAUGCCUGAGACGAAAGGAAAGUCCUUAGGAGAAAUACAAGUAAUGGUGCAAGGCAAGUACUAUGACGAUAGUGAUGUGGUGUCCAACGCGACCACUGUGCUUGUGGGGAAUGGCACGGAAUUGAAGCCUAUGCUAGAUAAAAAGAGUUAAUAGAUACAAUAUAUUGACAUUAAUAUUAAUUUGUAAACAAUGGAUGCCUUAUCAAUCGUUGUGAUUAGUUUAGUACUGAAAUGAGAUAUUUUACUAAAUGACGAAUUUAUAAAUAGCUCAAAUAUUAUCUACUAGAUCUUUGACGACCUCGGUGGCGCAGUGGUAAAGUGCUUGCCCCUGAACCGAGGGGUCCCGAGUUCGAUCCCCGGUCGGGUCAUAAUGGAAAAUGAUCUUUUUCCGAUUGACCCGGGUCUUUGAUGUUUAUAUAUAUAUAUUUGUUAUAAAAUAUGGUAUCGUUGAGUUAGUAUCCCAUAACGCAAGUUUCGAACUUACUUUGGGGCUAGCUCAAUCUGUGUGAUUUGUUCUAAUAUUUAUUAUUAAUAUUAGACCUAUUUAUUCCAUAUGAAGUGCGUACUUUAUAUUAAGAAUGGGUUUAUAUAAUUAUAUCCUAGAUGCAAAAUACAAUCAUUAUGAAUGUGACAAAAGUAAUUGUUAUUAACAGAUGUUAUAUUUUAUAUACUUACAAAUGCAUUUAUUAGUAGAUUAAACUAUGAAAAAUAUACCUUAGGUAUAUAUAUAUAUAGGUACUUAAAGUACUUGUAAAAAAUGGAAUUUGAUAUUGGUUUUUGUAAAGUAAUUAUUUUUUUAUACUAAGUACAGGUUUUUUAAAAUCAUGCUAAGUUACAUAUACGUUUAUCCAACUUUUGUGCUUUGGCAAUUUUUCGCCACACCUUAACCUAAUUUACUCAGUGAGCUUAUAAAGCUUUAGAUUAAUUAAUCGAUGAGAAGUUCCUAUUGGUCUGUCUCUUCGUAGUGAAAUCUGUGAUGCAUUUUCGAAAUAUAUAGUAAGUACUUACAAAACUUAGGAAAUAAAUGUACAGAUCUCUAAUUAACAAUAAGGUAUUAGUUACUUAAAUAUUUUUUUUGUUUUAAUCAUUUACCCGCUCGUCCAAAUAUGAUGUUAUUUCCAACGCAUGUCACAAACUAUACAAUAUAAAUGUGUGAAAUUGAAAA
Messenger RNA from Plodia interpunctella (Indianmeal moth), 2644 nucleotides. Its product is annotated as facilitated trehalose transporter Tret1-like. Lineage: Eukaryota; Metazoa; Arthropoda; Insecta; Lepidoptera; Pyralidae. Gene Ontology annotation, biological process: transmembrane transport. The record is from RefSeq and is a predicted model, not a curated record. Gene Ontology annotation, cellular component: membrane. Gene Ontology annotation, molecular function: transmembrane transporter activity. The transcript is spliced from 8 exons. Bases 167 to 1630 code for a protein of 487 amino acids.